UUUGUCCAAAAAAUAUAUGAAAUUAUAGUUUUUAUUACUAAACAUAUAGAGUAAAAAUUUCCAAAUGAUCGGUCCUAGUGUUCAUUUCAUCGCGUCGCUAGGAGUUUUCAUUCCGUGGCAAUGGAACGCCACCGCGCUCAUCGAAUGAUCGCUUCAAGGCUGAAAGCCAGGCUUGCAAGUCGAAUCUUCCUCCUACUUUCAUCUGCCGACCCAGUGGUGAUAAAAAUAAUUUUUGGUUAAACCACUCCCGCAGGCCCUCUCUGAUUACUCAUCGCUUGCAGCAGCCGUUGACCGACUCUCGGAGGGCCUGCCGUUGUUCAUUAAAACAUUAUUGUCAUGGUGGAUGCUGAUUCAAAUUUGGAGGCUUUUCCAGUACCCAGUCUCCUUCGCCAUUCCAACAAUCCAAAAUACCAAGUCUGGGAGGUGAUUGUUUGUUUGUCCAAAAAUUCCAGCUACUACAAGUAAAUGGAGGUAGUUCUCCGUACGAGGAAAACCCAAGGCCAAGCAGGGAGGAAGGAAACCAUCAUCCCUUUUCUCCCCACCAAGCAAAAUCCAUCAAGUAAAGCAUCCCUAUCCCAGAUCUAGCGACCGCCAUUUCAGCCGCUUCCGGCCAGCCCCGCCCCACAAAUGGAGCAACCUGGAUGCCGUGUGGCACAGCUUUUCAUCUCAUCGGCAGUUCUGCUUUUGGGCAUGGUGGCCUUCUCCUGCUGUGUGGCUGCCGAAUUCACCAAAUCCAAGGCUACAAGAGACUUGAAACUGGAUGGAAGCCUGUGCUCGCUGCAGAGGAGCUCCGCAUUCGCGCUAGGGAUAACGGCGUUGGUGUGUCUGUCUGUCGCCCAGAUCGCGGGAACCUCAGCAGCAGCAGCCAGAAUUUGCUCCGGCAAUUCCAGGAGAAGGCGAUCAGCUUCGAUUGCUCUUCUUGUUCUCUCCUGGUUGAGCUUUGCACUGGCGGCCAUCCUGCUGGGAACUGCCUCGAGCAUGAGCAAUAAGCAGGCAUACGGGAGAGGUUGGCUGGACGGAGAGUGCUACCUCGUUAAAGACGGCGUGUAUAUUGGAUCAGCCAUCUUGGCCGUUUCCACCGUAAUCUUCAUCCUCGGAUUCACGCUCACAGCAACAAGCCGGGACACCCUUUUCCCCACCCGCCGCACACUCCCCGAUGUGGCCGGCAAAUCGCAUCUCAUCCAAUUCCACCCAAAAGACUCGGCAGCAGCAGCACCGUCACUGGCAACGCAACCAUGAUCGAGAGCUGCAUCUCACAUAUCCGUUUUUUUUAUACAAUUUUUUGCUAUUAAUUGUCCACAUUUUGAGUUAAAGGCUAGUCAUAAAACGGGAAUUGUGCUGCUGCGUGCCUACUACUAUAUUUGGAUUGCGGCCGCAGUCAUUCGAACAAGUGUAAAAAUUAAUGCUUUUGCAUCAAUACAUACAUACUAAAUACACAUCAGUCACACACUCUGAAU
This is a messenger RNA of Phalaenopsis equestris, 1457 nucleotides long. RefSeq lists its product as uncharacterized. The transcript is spliced from 3 exons. The record is from RefSeq and is a predicted model, not a curated record. Lineage: Eukaryota; Viridiplantae; Streptophyta; Magnoliopsida; Asparagales; Orchidaceae. The coding region runs from base 628 to 1239 and encodes 203 amino acids.